Phragmites australis (common reed) is the source of this 1324-nucleotide messenger RNA. RefSeq names its product zinc transporter 2-like. The record is from RefSeq and is a predicted model, not a curated record. Gene Ontology annotation, cellular component: membrane. The coding region runs from base 50 to 1150 and encodes 366 amino acids. NCBI's taxonomy places the organism in Eukaryota, Viridiplantae, Streptophyta, Magnoliopsida, Poales, Poaceae. The transcript is spliced from 4 exons. Gene Ontology annotation, biological process: zinc ion transmembrane transport. Gene Ontology annotation, molecular function: zinc ion transmembrane transporter activity.
UCCCCCAGCAUUCCAACACCCGUGAACUGUGCUCCUUGCAAACCCCGCCAUGGCGCCCCGAGCCAUCACCAGCGCCCGCCGCCGCCUCCUCCUCGCCCUCACCUUCUCCGCCGCGAACACCGUGUGGGCGCACGGGGGCGGAGGGGACUCGGACUCGGACGGGGAUGGCGGCGGAGCGAAGCCGGACCUGCGCACGCGUGGGCUCGUGGCGGUGAAGCUGUGGUGCCUAGCGCUGGUGUUCGCCGGCACGCUGGCCGGAGGCGUCUCGCCCUACUUCAUGCGCUGGAACGAGGCGUUCCUGGCGCUGGGCACACAGUUCGCCGGAGGGGUCUUCCUCGGCACCGCGCUGAUGCACUUUCUGAGCGACGCCAACGAGACAUUCGAGGACCUGCUCCCCGACAGCGGGUACCCCUACGCGUUCUUGCUCGCGUGCGCGGGCUACGUCGUCACCAUGCUCGCAGACUGCGUCAUCUCGUUCGUCGUUUCCAGGGGGCGCGGCACCGCCCCCGGCGCCGGCGUUGGUGCAGGUGAGCAACAAGUCACGUGCCUUUCGCCUAUUUGCGCAGUGGCGGGUGAGCUGGGCGGCGUACUGUUGUCAAGGCGGCGGCUGGAGUUGAGCUGGGGGAGGGCAAGGAGGCGCAUGGAUCGUCGUCCGAUCACUCCGUGGCAUCCAUGCUGCGCAACGCGAGCACACUUGGUGAUAGCGUGCUGCUCAUCGCCGCCCUCUGCUUCCACUCCGUCUUUGAAGGCAUCGCCAUCGGAGUCGCCGAGACGAAGGCUGACGCAUGGAAGGCUCUGUGGACCAUCAGCCUGCACAAGAUCUUCGCGGCGAUCGCCAUGGGCAUCGCGCUGCUCCGGAUGCUCCCCAACCGGCCGCUCCUCUCCUGCUUCGCCUACGCCUUUGCGUUCGCCAUCUCCAGCCCCAUUGGCAUCGGCAUCGGCAUCGUCAUCGACGCGACCACGCAGGGCCGGGUGGCCGACUGGAUCUUCGCCGUCUCCAUGGGCCUCGCCACGGGCAUCUUCAUCUACGUCUCCAUCAAUCACCUUCUCUCCAAGGGAUACAAGCCCCGCAGGCCCGUUGCCAUCGACACGCCGAUCGGCAGGUGGCUCGCCGUCGUGCUCGGUGUCGCUGUCAUCGCCGUCGUCAUGAUAUGGGACACCUGACGAGGAAUAUGGAUUGGUGUGUGCAGUUUUGGGUGUUGGAGGAAGGACAUUGUUAUAAGAUCUUGCUAGUUACACCACAUGGUAUAUUCUACAGUCCAAGGAAAAAUUAAUGUCACAAAUUUGUUCUAGUAUUCUGAUUAUCCAAGGUUUUGUUCCACCA